Messenger RNA from Camelus dromedarius (Arabian camel), 2675 nucleotides. RefSeq names its product solute carrier family 2 member 4 (gene SLC2A4). Bases 228 to 1757 code for a protein of 509 amino acids. Gene Ontology annotation, cellular component: perinuclear region of cytoplasm; membrane; endomembrane system. Lineage: Eukaryota; Metazoa; Chordata; Mammalia; Artiodactyla; Camelidae. Gene Ontology annotation, biological process: D-glucose transmembrane transport; cellular response to insulin stimulus. The record is from RefSeq and is a predicted model, not a curated record. The transcript has 11 exons.
GGGGCUCUUCGGGUCUUUUGCCCCCAGCCCAGCUCGGCCAGAAAACCAGGAGCUGUUCUCUGGCUUCUCGGCCUGUGACAGUGGGUCCCGCCGGGCCGGCCCUCCGCACAUCGCUCCGGGACCCCCGUCGCCCCCGCGCCCUCUGUCCGCCAGCCUGGGGCCGCAGACCCCCAGUCGCCUCCCUCUUGUCUACGGCAGCUCUUGGCGUCUCCAGCUCCUAAGACAAGAUGCCAUCGGGCUUUCAACAGAUCGGCUCCGAAGAUGGGGAGCCCCCUCAGCAGCGAGUCACUGGGACCCUGGUCCUCGCCGUAUUCUCUGCUGUGCUCGGCUCCUUGCAGUUUGGCUACAACAUUGGGGUCAUCAAUGCCCCCCAGAAGGUGAUUGAACAGAGCUACAAUGAGACGUGGCUGGGGAGGCAGGGGCCCGAGGGACCAGGCUCCAUCCCCCCAGGCACCCUCACCACCCUCUGGGCUCUUUCCGUGGCCAUCUUCUCUGUGGGCGGCAUGAUCUCCUCCUUCCUGAUUGGUAUCAUCUCUCAGUGGCUGGGAAGGAAGAGGGCAAUGCUGGUCAACAACAGCCUGGCGGUGGUGGGGGGCGCCCUCAUGGGCCUGGCCAACAUGGCUGCCUCCUACGAGAUGCUCAUUCUUGGACGGUUCCUCAUUGGCGCCUACUCAGGGCUGACAUCAGGGCUGGUGCCCAUGUACGUGGGGGAGAUCGCCCCCACUCACCUUCGGGGCGCUUUGGGGACACUCAACCAACUGGCCAUCGUCAUUGGCAUUCUGAUCGCCCAGGUGCUGGGCUUGGAGUCCAUGCUGGGCACUGCCACUCUAUGGCCAGUACUCCUGGGCAUCACAGUGCUGCCUGCCUUCCUACAGCUGGUCCUGCUGCCCUUCUGCCCAGAAAGCCCCCGCUACCUGUACAUCAUCCGGAACCUGGAGGGACCCGCCAGAAAGAGUUUGAAGCGCCUGACAGGCUGGGCUGACGUGUCUGGAGCACUGGCAGAGCUGAAGGAGGAGAAACGGAAGCUGGAGCAUGAGCGGCCACUGUCUCUGCUCCAGCUCCUGGGCAGCCACACCCAUCGGCAGCCCCUUGUCAUUGCAAUUGUGCUGCAGCUGAGCCAGCAGCUGUCAGGCAUCAAUGCAGUUUUCUAUUAUUCAACCAGCAUCUUUGAGACAGCAGGGGUAGGGCAACCAGCCUAUGCCACCAUAGGAGCUGGUGUGGUCAACACGGUCUUCACCUUGGUCUCGGUGUUCUUGGUGGAACGGGCUGGGCGCCGGACACUCCAUCUCUUGGGCCUGGCAGGAAUGUGUGGCUGUGCCAUCCUGAUGACUGUGGCUCUGCUUCUGCUGGAGCGGGUUCCAGCCAUGAACUAUGUCUCCAUCGUGGCCAUUUUUGGCUUUGUGGCCUUCUUUGAGAUUGGCCCUGGCCCUAUCCCCUGGUUCAUCGUGGCCGAGCUCUUCAGCCAGGGACCUCGCCCGGCAGCCAUGGCUGUGGCUGGUUUCUCCAACUGGACGUGCAACUUCAUCAUUGGCAUGGGUUUCCAGUAUGUUGCGGAUGCUAUGGGUCCCUACGUCUUCCUUCUAUUUGCGGUCCUCCUGCUUGGCUUCUUCAUCUUCACCUUCUUAAAAGUGCCUGAAACCCGAGGCCGGACGUUUGACCAGAUCUCAGCAGCCUUCCGCCGGACACCCUCCCUUUUAGAGCAGGAGGUGAAACCCAGCACAGAACUUGAGUACUUAGGGCCAGAUGAGAAUGACUGAGGGGCCAGGCUGGGGUGGGAGAGCCAGUUCUCUCGACCUGCCCAGAGACCCCCCUCCUUUCCUCUGCAGCACUUUAACCCUCUCUUCCCCGUUACUUCCAGGGUGGAGAAAACCCCUGCAGCCUGGUGGAAUGGGGAAGCUGGAGGGGAGGGUGGUCUGAGCACCCCCUCAUUCCCCUCGUGUGACUCUUGGAUUAUUUAUGUGUUGUGGUUAGGCUGUGGCCACGGGAUGGCCCAUUCUCCCCUCUCACCUUCUCCUUCCUCCAUAGCCACCCCCACCCCCGCCCAACCUCAGCUCCCAGAUACUUCCGCCCCCUGCUGGAGGAGGGGGAGGGGAGGCGCUAGGACUGACUUUUUGGCCAGGGUGAACUGAAGCAGGACUGGAGAAGUCCAGUUCUUGCCACCUGGGACUCCUCCCACUCUGACACUUUCUCUGAAUUCUUGCCACAUAGGCUCUGGGUGACAGGGGGUCUGUCUUGACCUCUCUAGGGCAAAGGAUGCACCUCCCCACCCCGCCCCCGCCCCAGGGUCUAACCUCAUCUCCUUCACUGCAAGCUCAGUCCUCUCGCUCAGCCUUCCAGGGCGGGAGGGAACAUGCGUUCACCCGUGGUCAGAGGAAGGGACAGCGGGCUCCCCUCUAGACUCAGGGCUCUGGGCCACACCCCAGCUGCUCCCCAAGGCUGCCAGGUGGGGGCCCCAGCUCUUUCCUCCUCUCCCGUCCUGGAAGAGCGUUGUACCCACAGGCUUUUGACCAACUAAGGGAAAGAGGGAUUUGAAAGGCUGCCUGUGAACACGGGGCUGGGAGGAGCCUUCAGAUAUUUUUGUAUAUGUUUCAAAAAAGAGGGGGCAGGGAGAAGAAACCGAAGGUCUGUUGUACUAAAUGUAUAUAUAGAGAUCCAUAUAUAAAGUCACUGUAUGA